UUCCCACCAGCUCUUGGACACUUCCAGGACUUUAAUCUCAUGGAUAUUGUGGCUACACAAAAUAACAAGCCUCGCUCUACCUGAAUUUCAAAUUAUUUUUCCCUUUUGUGUCAUUUAUGUGCUAUAAAAUUAUUGGAUUCCUUGUUAAAAUUACAAUUUUUCCCAGGAAAAUGAAGGGAUGGCACAGGGAUAACGUCCACCUUUGUUCUGUGAAAUCAUUAUGUUCAUCCUUGUUAAAAAUCAUUCUUUUUUCCACCAAACAAAUGCGCUACGAAACCGUUGCACGCGAAAUGCCACGAAAUCAUUGGAUUCCCAAUUAAAAUUUCCAGGAAAAUGAAGGAACAGGGAAUAACGCCCGUCUUUUUUCUGUCUCGUAGCCGUUGGUGGCGACGGGGAGGAUCCGCCCUCUCCAUGGCAUUUGCGCCUCCCAAAAAUUCGGAUGGCUCCAAGCUCCAGCUGAGCACGUGGACACCCCUGAACCAUCAGCUCAUGAACGACAAGCCUCCAGUUUCACCCCAGAGGAAACCGAGUGUAUUUGAAGAAAGAAGAGCCCUGCUUGGGAAAUGGUUUGACAAGUGGACAGAUGGCCAGAGGAGGAGGAUCCUGGUGGACCUGCUGGAACGCUGCUCCCUGUCCCAGCAGAAAUUCUGUGCCAAGCAGCUCGAGGCCCGAGUCCCCACCGAGGCCGUCGAUUUUACCACCAGGCUCCCUCGAGUCCUGUCCUUGUACAUCUUUUCCUUCCUGGACCCACGGAGCCUCUGCCGAUGUGCACAGGUGAGCUGGCACUGGAAGUACCUGUCGGAGCUGGAUCAGCUGUGGAUGCUGAAGUGCCUGCGUUUCGGGUGGUUCAUCAACUUCUGCCCCACGCCCUUCGAGCAGGGCGUCUGGAAAAAACACUACAUCGAGAUGGUGAGGGAGCUGCGCGUCUCCAGGCCCAAGACACCUUCCAAGGACGAGUUCAUCGUUAUCGAUGUGCAACCGGUAAAAAGCAGCAUCCCAGAGAGGAAACUUUCCGUGGCAGGACAGGGGACAGCCAGGGGGAAAAAAGCUCUCCCUCCUUGGCGCUCAUCCGACAGGAACCCCACGGACACCAUCCGCUACAACUACCUGGACAACUACGACCCCAUCGAGCAGGCCAGGCAGGCCAGGAGGAAGGGAGGAGGGCACACCCCGGACCUGAGCCGGCAGGCGGCUGAGAGGAAGAGGAGAGGAGGUCGUGGAUCCGCUCAGCUCCGGAAGGUGAAAUCCCUGGCAAGUGUCACCAGCGUGUGAUUCCAGCACCUGGGGCGGUGUCAGGCACCCCCAGGGAUGUUUGAGCUCCGAGUUUUUCCCUCAGGUUAGGGUUAGUGGAGGAUAACUGCCCAGUUAUCCUCCUGCCCAGGGAGGACACCUGGGCAGGAGGAGGACGCAAAGCCCCCCGUGGCAUCCCAGACAUCGCUGAGAGUGGGAAAGGGACAGUACUGUCAGUGCAGAGAGUGACCCUGUUAUUUAUCUGCUCCUCCCUCUCCUUGCUAUCCCAAAAACCCCUUUCCAUCCUUUUUAUAAAGUGCUGCCACACUUCUUUUAUGACUUUUAUCCCCAAAUUCCACAGCUCUGGGUGGCCGCGGUUUGAUGUCCGCUCAUUCUCCGUGCCCUGAGCCCCAGCGAAACAGCCCCAAAUCUUAACACUGAGGGCUCUUUGUGCUCAGGGCUGCUAAAAUGGAGCAUCCUCCCAUGAAAGGAGCCCAGGGAAGUCAUUCCAGAACGCUCCAUGGGUUUUGUGGCUCUGGAGACAAAUAACCGCCGGGAGCAGGCCGUGCCGACGAGCGUGUCGGGGUUCUGGGAGCGGCCCUGGUGUUCCCUGAGCCACGGCAGGCGGGCUGAAAAAGGGUUACAAAAAAAGAGAGGCAUUGUCUCCCAGAUGGGGAGGCAUCCUCCUGACCCAAAUACAGCCUCGCGUGCGAGGAAAUUGAUUCUGGCACUGUUGGAGGGCAGAAAAUAUCGUUAUUUAAUAUCAUUAUUCAGCCUCUGGCUUACAGUUUGCACUCUCUGGGGAUCGGCGUCCUCACGAGGGUUCAGCCCGCCACCACUUCCCAAUUUCGAGUUGUUUCAUUGCCAGGCCAGAAGUGAAGUUUUUAAUCUCAGCUCAGAGUGAAAAAUAAGUGAAUUUGGUUUUCUUUCCCUGGGUUUUAGGAAAGUUGUAUGAAUUCUGAAGUUAAUUAGCCCGCAACCCCAAUCAGCGUUUAAGUGAUAAAAAAAUGGGAGACUCACGGAAUUGUUGAAGUUGGAAAAGAUCUUGAAGAUCAUCAGGUCCAACCAUUCCCAGCACUGCCAAGGCCAGCACCGAUCCACGUCCCCAAGUGUCACUUACACAGGGAUUUUUAGUCUCUCCAGGGAUGGGGACUCCAUUUUGCCAGCCAUAAAUGAGCAUAGCUCUAAAAACAAUAAAACCGAGGUUAAACCAGGCUGAUACCUAAGAAAAAAAUUUUAAAAAAAUAAAAAUAUAAUUAAUUCUCUAGGAAUAACCCGAAAUUAAUUUCCAUUCCUUAUUAAAGGUAGCAUUUGGAAACCUGGUUGAAAUGAAAGACCUUUGAAAAGGCUCCUAUUUAAUCAAGUCUAAAUAAAGAGGUUUAAUGUGCAAAUCUUUCAGCAAAUCCUUACAAGAGGAAUAGCCCGGGAUGAAAGAAUAAAAGCCCAAGGCGAGCAAACACCGAGUCAAAUUAAAACAAAACCCUCAAACAGAUCAAUGGUCCAAGUGCAGAGUGUAGGUGAGAAUAAAGAAUAUUACAGCCAACAAUGAAGAUGUUAAAAAGGGGUUAUUAGAUGGAGCUCCCAGCUCAGCCAAAUUAAGAAUAAACACCUAAUUAAGGGGGCAUCCACUGGCUCCGUGGUGAACGAGAAAACCUGGGAGGGUUUGGAGUUUGUUGCUAAUCAUGGAAAGCAGAAAAUGUGACCAGGCUCGCUCUUCGUUUGGAAUAAAUUAAAGUCAAUUGGCCCAAUUAGAAUAAAUAGUAAAUUAGAGUGAAUGAAGUUAAUUAGGUUUUGAAUGGAGGGCCACAUUCUGCCACGUGGAACCCCCAUGUCUGUGCAGGGGGCAGGGAAUUCCUUCCCUCUCUUUUUUCCAGGGAAAGGCUUCAAGGACACUCCAAGGAUGCCUCUCUGACCAGGAGCUGUGAUUUCUGAGCCCAGCGCCCUUCCCAUGAGUCCUUCCCACCAAAUUCCCAAAUAUUUUUACGGGGAAGGUAAAACUGGGUGGGUCAACAUCAGCAAGGAGGGGCUGGGUCUGCCUUUGUCUGCUCCAGACACUGCCCCACCCUCACAGCUGCUCCCAAAUUAUUUUUAGUCCUCUAAAAAUUAUUUUUAGUCCUUAAAUAACAUCUUGUUGACAGGAUCAGUCGUCCCCUGCCCCUAAGGUAAUGAGAUUGCAGGAUCUGAAGGCAGGAGUGCAUUUUUUUCCACAGCAUUUUGGCAGGGAAUUGAUUUUCUGAGUCAAAAUCCCAUUUCCAGGGGGUGGGAAUAGCCGACAGGAAAAUCCAGAAUUCCCAGCACAUGGUCCUGUGCAACGUAUAUUUAUAUUCUACAAACAUUACUUGGAAUUUUCUUUAUUAGAUGUGAUAAUGUUUGUUCUCUAUUCUUAACAAAAAAUUCAGAUCAGUCAAAAAAAAAACCCCAAAAAUUCCAAGCUGUUCUUUUCCAGAAUUUUUAUUUUUAUUUUAUUUUUUGGCAUCUUUAUCAAGGAAUAAACUGGGUUGUUAAGAAUUUUGUUUUUGCUUAAUUUUUGUAAAAUAAAAGUUAAAAUAAACUUCAACCUUUACAGUUUUGAGUCUUCAAACACUGAGCAAGACAGGGGACAUGCACAGGGGAGAAUUUGGACACUAAUUUUAUUUG
This is a messenger RNA of Cyanistes caeruleus (blue tit), 3867 nucleotides long. Lineage: Eukaryota; Metazoa; Chordata; Aves; Passeriformes; Paridae. The record is from RefSeq and is a predicted model, not a curated record.